Messenger RNA from Quercus robur (English oak), 2113 nucleotides. RefSeq names its product beta-glucosidase 13-like. Gene Ontology annotation, molecular function: beta-glucosidase activity. Gene Ontology annotation, biological process: carbohydrate metabolic process. The coding region runs from base 146 to 1765 and encodes 539 amino acids. NCBI's taxonomy places the organism in Eukaryota, Viridiplantae, Streptophyta, Magnoliopsida, Fagales, Fagaceae. The record is from RefSeq and is a predicted model, not a curated record. The transcript is spliced from 12 exons.
UUGGUUUUAGAGUGUUUGUCGGAGAUGCACCAAAGUCCUCAAUCAAAUUUCCGAUACUGUUUCAUCACGUCAAAUCUAUAAAUAGCCCAGAGCUAUAGAUCCCUAAGCACCAAAUUCCUCUCUCUCUCUCUCUCUCUCUCUCAACAUGGCAUUUAACCUUGCAUUGCAAAUGAGGCCAUCGAUGGCUGGUUUGGGUUCUUUGAAGAAAUCAGAAACUACCAUUUUUGGAGCAAGUCGGAGAGUCCCAUCUCUGAGAAAUGAGAACAAGAGUUUGAGGCUUACCAUUAGAUGUUGGAAAGGUUCUGUUCCACCAGCUUCAAUUACUGAUACAACUACCAGCACAGACCCAAUCGCGGAUGCAAUAGCUGCAGCCAGCAAAAUAACAAGAAAAGACUUCCCUACUGAGUUCAAGUUUGGUUGCUCCACUUCUGCUUUUCAGACAGAAGGAAAAGGUGAUGAAGGAGGGAGAGGACCAGCGACCUGGGAUAGUUAUAUCCAAGAUGAUGAUGGAAUCACGGACGUUGCAGUUGAUUCAUACAAUCGUUACAAAGAUGACGUGCAAGCGCUGGUAGAUAUGGGGGCAGACACUUACAGAUUCUCCAUUUCCUGGUCAAGAAUUCUGCCUGAUGGGACCGUAGAUGGUGGAAUAAACCAAGAGGGAAUCAAUUUCUACAACAAUCUUAUAAAUGAACUUAUAAAUAAUGGUAUAACCCCAUUUGUGACACUGUUCCACUUCGAUUUACCUCAAGCACUGGGAGACAAAUACAAUGGCUUCUGGAGCAGCCAGAUUGUGGAUGAUUUUAAAGCCUAUGCCAAUGUUUGUUUCCAAUAUUUUGGUGACCGAGUGAAGCACUGGACUACUAUCAAUGAACCACAAGUCUGGGCACCGUACGGUUAUACAGUCGAUACGACCAACUCACUCCAAAAUGCUGCAACAGAUCCUUUCCUUUGUGCCCAUCACAUUAUAUUAGCCCAUGCCACAACUGUAAAACUCUACAGAGACACAUACCAGGCAACCCAAGCGGGACAGAUCGGCCUUUCGCUAGUGACAGAAUGGUUUUUGCCUGCUUCAGAUACAAUUCAGGAUCAAGAUGCAGCCCGGAGAGCAUUUGACUUCUUGGUUGGAUGGUUUUUGGAACCGUUAGUGUUUGGAGACUACCCAUUCAUCAUGAAGGCUUUGGUAAGGGAUGGACUUCCAGAAUUCACAGAUGAUGAGAAGACUUUAAUUAAAGGAUCCUUUGACUUUAUUGGUAUCAAUUAUUAUACAUCUAGAUACGCAACUGCUGUAACAUUUGAUAAAGAUGCAACCUUUUCUGCCUAUUCUGACUAUCAGUUUGCUACAGUCUCAGCUGAGAAAGAUGGGGUAUACAUUGGUGCAGCGACACCAGGCAGUACUGAAAUUUAUAUCUAUCCACAAGGGUUAACCGAUGCAUUGGUUUAUAUUUCAAAUACAUACAGCAAUCCUAAGUUCUUUAUUACUGAGAAUGGAUAUCCGGAGAAACGAGAUGAUACUGUUGCAGUAGAGACUGCCUUACAAGAUGAUGUUCGGAUUCAGCAUAUUCUUGCCCAUCUUUAUGCCAUUUCAGAAGCCAUGAAGCAGGGAGCAGACGUAAAUGGAUACUUCAUGUGGGCUUUAAUGGACUGCUUGGAAAUGGGGUCAGGCUACACAGUGCGGUACGGGCUUGCUUACACUGAUUACCUCAACAACUUGGACAGAACCCUCAAGAAGUCUGGGAAAUGGCUCAAGGUCUUCUUGGCUAGCUAAUUAGCCGAUAUAUCAUAUAUAUGCAGAUCAGUUGCAGACCAAUGUGACAAUUAGUUCCAACUUUCUUAGUAGAAUAAAUUUGAACCAUUUGGAGUAUUCCAAGCACCGUGGUUUAAGAUGCGGCUAAAACAGAGACUAGUUCUCUUCGAAUUUAUGUUUUGUAAUAAUGUGGAUUUAGUCUCGUUGGUCAUCUUCUUCAUUGCUUAUUGUACUUAGUAUUGUACUUCCACUUGCAAUUCCUUAACAGCUAUGAAAAUAAUCCAUGCUUCUUCAUGGUUAUGGCAUGGUCAUUGUGUUAAAAUUAUGUGCCCUCAAAAAUAAUAUUAUGCAUUUUUAUUUGAUUAUAAA